Molecule: messenger RNA, 3224 nt
Organism: Misgurnus anguillicaudatus (oriental weatherfish)
Lineage: Eukaryota; Metazoa; Chordata; Actinopteri; Cypriniformes; Cobitidae
Source: RefSeq, a predicted model, not a curated record
AGCGCGCGUGUGAUGUGUUUGUGUUUCCUCCGUGUUUUUCUCUCUUGCGUGUUUCACUGAGUGUUCACGAAGUCCUGUAUCUGUGUAUUUUAGUGUUGAGACGAGGCAGGACACUACAGUGUGUGACAGUAAACAGAGCUUACAGGAGGAUCAAACCUCCACAGAGUCUCUGGAUUCUGUCUGUAACGCUGGAGAACAGCAACAGAUCCUGCAGACCAAACUGAAGAUGUGUUCAGUUAAACUCAUCGACUGCACGAACCUCAUGAUGAAGAUUAAAACUGAACCCACAGAAAUCAAAACUGAACCCACAGAAAUCAAAACUGAACCCACAGAAAUCAAAACUGAACCCACAGAAGAGGAAGAUCGCACUGAUGAAGAUGAUGAUUUUAUUCCAUCAGAUGUGAAGAGUGAUUCAUGUUUGGAUAUAGAAAUAACGUCAUCAACAUCAAAAGAGCGACUGACAGCACAAACUCUUUCCUGCAUCACCUGUGGAAAGACAUUCAGCUCACAGAGACUUUUAGAGAGACAUGAGAGAAAACACACAGAACAGAAACUCUUCACCAGAUCUGAGAUCAGCUUUACUACCUUACAAGAGAAGAAACUUCAUUCAGAAGACCACAGAGAGAAGAAGAAGAAGCAGUUUCACUGUGAGCAGUGUGAGAGGAUUUUUGUCUCUUCCCAUAAUCUAAAUGUUCACAUGAGGACACACCGUGAUGAAAAGCCUUUCAACUGCACUGAAUGUGGAAAUUACUUCAGAACCAAACACAAUCUUGAAGUUCAUCAGAGACUUCAUACUGGAGAGAAACCUUAUCACUGUAAUGUUUGUGGGAAGAGUUUUAAUCAACAUGAAAGUUUAGUGACACACCUGACAAUUCAUACAGGUGAGAAACCUUUCAAAUGCUCUCAGUGUGACAAGACAUUUACUUCUUCAACUAACUUAAAAGUCCAUCAGAGAGUUCAUACUGGAGAGAAACCUUAUCACUGUAGUGUCUGUGGGAAGAGUUUUAGUCAAUGGGCUGCAUUACGAAAUCACAAGAGAAUUCAUACAGGUGAAAAACCUUUCAAAUGCUCUCAUUGUGACAAGACGUUUGCUCAGUCAAGUUCCUUAAAAUACCAUCAGAGACUUCAUACAGGAGAGAAACCUUUCGUUUGCGCUCAAUGUGGAAAGAACUUCACUAUUUCAUCUCAAUUAAUAGUCCAUCAGAGAGUUCAUACUGGAGAGAAACCUCAUCACUGUAGUGUCUGUGGGAAGAGUUUUAGUCAAGGGGCUUCAUUACAAAAUCACAAGAGACUUCACACAGGUGAAAAACCUUUCAAAUGCUCUCAGUGUGACAAGACGUUUGCUCAGUCAGGUCACUUGAAAGCCCAUCAGAGAGUUCACACAGGAAAGAAACCUUAACACUGUAGCGGUACAUUCACACUGGGCGAAAUCGUUACCACUUGACGGGAGGCCUGUCUGUAGCGUGGCCAACGGCCAAUCACAGUGGCCGCAACACGUGCUCCGGUCUUCCAUAAACGUAAUUGGCUGGCUCUGCCUAGGUUAUUUGCAUAAGGCGAUCUGAUUGGCUGACGCAUGCGUUGCUGCUUGAAAUGUUGAGAAAUGUUCAACUUCUGCCGCGAGCAACAACACUGGAGCGGCGCCGACGGUUCCACAAGUCAGUUCGGCAACGCAUGACAUCACCCAUUAAUGAAUGGGAAGCAUUAACGCUUAAAACCACGCGAUAGUAAAGAGACAGCUCGCACAAUGGGUUCAAGUUGGAAUGUUGUCUUUCAUUCUGGACGGCAACGUCAGUUACUGUAACAUCGAGGGUGUUUUACAGUAUUAAACACACAUUUAGAACGAUUUCAUCAGGCUUCAGAAACAUUUUAAAAAGAACACAAAGAAUGGCCUCUCAGCUAUACCGUAGUUGCAACUCUUGCGUCAUCACAACAGGGUGUUCAAUGCAUCACCGUUUCAGUUUAAUAAACGUUGUGCAACGUUUUGUCGGGGCUGAACGCAGCCCAGAAGUCCUUGGGAAAGAGCAAUCAGACCCAUCGGACAACGGCAGGGAGGAGUUCAGACUGACGGGCAACUCCUCCUCCCAGACUCGGCGUGACGCUUGAUCAAGUCUGUCCCAAAAUACGACUCCGGUGCACCCACGUGGACUCGUAUCAAGGGUCCCUAAAGUCUGCACUCUAUGAUGUCAUCAAAGUGUGGACUCUGAGGAGGAGGACCACAAGUCCGGAGUGUGCAUUUGGGACAGGGCCUCUCUCGCUGAAGGGGAGUUGGCCCUUCUUGUUCGCUACAAAGAAUCGGCUUUUAGAGCCGGUUCGUUUGCGAACAACCCAUCACUAGACGUAACGUCAAUGCCUUAAAUUUGAAUUUUCAACCGGUGCCAAGCUUAUGUCAAACUCUAUACAUCUUAAUGGUACAACCUAGAAAUUGAAGGUAAAUUCCAGACAGUCAUGUUAUGCCUACUCUCAAUCACAGUCAAGUUUAAUACACAAAAUAAACGAUAAGGCAAAAUAUCAUCCAAUACUGUUUACUAGUGUUUCCUGGGAUGAUAAACUCCCAUGUUCAUCAUCACAGUAUUUUAAUGACAAUCACAGUUGAAUUUAAUGUGGUAGUGAAAAGGAAAGUAAUUGUACUUGUAUCUAUAAACGGGUUUCCUGUUUACAAACAUUACAGGGUGCGCGUGCAUCCUGGAGGCAGAAAGCUAGCCCAAUUGGUGAGCUGGUCCGCUACCACAACAACCUUAAGCUUUGAAGCUUUCUUUAUUGUUUGUAUAUAACUGCUGACUAAAUAAAACUUCCUGCGAGUUCCUGUCUCAUCUUAAUAUGAAAGAAAAUAGCCAGGUAUCUGUGGCCCUAGUACCUUUUGUUUCAUUGUUUUGAGUUGAUGGCAUAUUGUUUAUGCUUGGGCCAAGGGUCUGAGUCAAAUGUGAAUGGUAAGCCUAAAAUGUGAACCCAUUUCUAUGAUAAUGAAAUGGUCCAAGUGAGACAGUGGGUAAAAUGGUAAUGUUGAUGGGAUUAAGGGUUGGUGAAACUGAAGGAUUGGGAGUGGCAGGGUUACUUCCUUUCAAUGUCUCAAUGUUCAAUCGCUUAAGAGCGAUUCGGGACUGAUCUGAGAGCAACUCUGAGUAAGGAAAAGACAAAAACUUUAAUCUUAGUGAGGAGGCAGGGUUGACCCUGUUGCUACGUGUGACACAAUCUUUUGAAGACUGUGAUUGGUUGGUUGUCCAAGA